Molecule: messenger RNA, 942 nt
Organism: Aegilops tauschii subsp. strangulata
Lineage: Eukaryota; Viridiplantae; Streptophyta; Magnoliopsida; Poales; Poaceae
Source: RefSeq, a predicted model, not a curated record
AUGGGCCAGCGGGACCGCAUCCCACCCGCGCGCUUCACCUUGCCAUGGAGCCGCUGCCAGGGCUGGGAGUUUCUCGGCUGCCGCCACGGCCUCGCCCUGCUCAUCUGCCGGGCGCGCCGCGAGGCCCUCUUGUGGGAUCCCCUCACCGGCCAUCAGUGCCGCGUAUCGUUUCCACCGAGGUUCAGCUUGGAACAAGGAAAGUUCGUUCAGAACGCCGCGGUGAUGUGCGCCGCCGCCUCUCAAGACGGGCACGGGCACGUGCAUGGUGAUUGCCGCUUCACCCCAUUCAGAUUGGCCUUGGUGGGCUGCAGUGUGGUCAGGGAUUCUAACGGCACACACAAGUUUGUUUGCCUCUACGAGUCAGAGACUGGUGUUUGGGGGAAUAUCAUGACAGUAGGGACUACACAUUCAGUUUACACUUCGAGGCCGAGUGUCCUGGUUAGAGAUGCAUUUUGCUGGCUGCUUUCUGAAGGUGCCAUCCUCGAGUUUGAUUUUCAAAGCCAGAGCAUUGCGGUGAUCCAGAAACCGGCAGACGCUAAUCCUGUAGACUACUGGUCCUUUUUCGUGGUAUGGACAGAGUCUAGUGGCCUGGGCCUUGCCGUUCUGCCGAAGUCAGAAUGCCCAAGCAAGAUCAUCCAAUUAUGGGAGAGGAAAUGUAACCUUGAUGGUGUUGUUGGGUGGGAGCUGCUGAAAACCAUUCAGCUAGAUGUGCUCUUUUCAUUAGGGUCAAAUGUGGUUAUGAUGCAGGGUUAUGAUGAGGACAGCAAUUCCAUCUUGCUAUCUACAUUUUUCGGUGACUACAUGCUCCAGCUUGAGUCCAAGAAGUUCAUAAAUCUUAUUGAAAAACAAAGAGGUUGCCUUUCUACCAGGACCUAUUAUCCAUACAGAAAUUUCUACCUUACAGGCAGCGGAGAUGGUGGAGCUGAAAUGUCAACACAGUAG